AUGCAGUGUCCAUCAAACCUCAAAACCUAUGUCUUUAGGUCAAUAUUCCUUCCUUACUUCUCUACCUCCACUUCCCCUUCUACAUCCUCUGUACGCCAAUAUACCACAGCGGCAGCGGCAGCGGCAGCGAUCAAUCAGACUACAUCAAUCCAAUGUCGCCUCACUCAUUCUCGCUCCACAGCCAAAGGGACUAGCAAACACCCAACGCCAUCAUCCUUCUACAAUAGAUCUAUAUCAACCCUUCAGCAUGUCAGGGGACAUGAUCCACCGCAGAUCGAUAAGCAGACAAUUGCUCAGAAACGGACUAGAGAGUAUCUUGGGUUCGUCAACCAGGAUAAUAUCAAGAGAGACCAGCUCUCCAGUCAAGCUAAGACGAGCGUCAGGGCACUCGAGAAGAUCUUGCAGUCAUAUGGAUCCAAUGGACGUGACCCCAAAGCUGGGAGCAUCAGCAAAGGAAAGGCUCGAGAGGAAAUUAUCGAAAAUGGAUCUACUUUUAAUACAUCUAUCCAGCGGGACAACGUCUCAGUGACAUGGGCAUCGACGCCUUCUUCAUCAGCCUUUCAGCUGCAGCAGCCACCUCAGAAAACCAGUUCUAAAAUCUCAACCGUACAAGAAUCCAUCUCAAAUAUAACGCCACAUCUCUCAUCCACCACGACAUCCUCACAUCUAUUGAAAUCCACUCAAAACAAUUCUCCCAUCACUUCUUUUCCUCCGACAAUCCAACGACUUCUCUCAGCUCGUCUAUUCCGAUUGGCAGUAUUCCAUAUCCUCUCAACUCCAGAAUACGCGACAGAUCGUUCAAUCAUACUGGGCAUAGCAGGUCACUUGGAGCAGAAAGGUGCAGGUAAAUUAGCAAGCCGGUUAAGGAGGGGGUGGGAGAAUAGUCGAGACUUAUCAGUGUCGACCAGUGACACUCCGGAGGAAGGAAAAUAUAUAGAUGGGAGUGGUAAAAGACCUAUAUCGAAGCUUCGCUUGCACUCCGACCCCAAAUCUAACGACAAACCAAAAGAAAGACUACCGCCAAAUUACUGGCAGAUCCCUAUCGUACCACCUUCGAAACCUCCCUCGGAUCCAUCUUCCAAUUCAACCAAAGAAGAACGUCUGACAGAAUACUACAAUGCUCAUCUUGAAUUUCAACUUAAAAAACCAUUGUUUUCAUCGGUGUCAUCUCGAUGUGUCACAUCGUCCUCAAUAUCAAAUCUGAAUGACUGGCCACAUGCCUCGACCAACCUGAACCAACUUCGUAAGCUUUUAAGCACGAUUGUCAAGUUAGAGAGAACAAGGGGAUUCAAACCUGAUCGUAAGACUGGGAAUUUGAUCAUUAGAUGCUGGUUAAGGUCUAUGAUACCGUCCCCAUCGUCUCAUAAUGGAGAAAAAGAGGUACAAUAUAGAGAGUAUAAAGAUAGAUAUGGGCAUAACAAAUUUGCUAGAAAACAGUCGAGCGAUAAACGUAGUUUGGGUGUAAAGGAAAUAAGAGGGCUGUUCGAGCUGUUAAGCAGGAUUAUCGUAUCGACUCGGACUCCAGGUAUCAGCAUCAAACCUACUACUCCUCAUGUCGAGAACACAUAUACGGAUCACCCCUCUCCCCAUUUCACCCAUUCUUCAUCGCAUUUAUCUGAUAGAUCUGCAAAUCCAGAGAAUAUGAAGGAAUACGAAGAGAUUGUUCGUCCAUUUGGCAAGAACAUGAUUAGGUCCAUGAAGAACCUGGGUGAUUUGAAAGGGGUGGACAUGGUCAAGCAGUGGAUGAAAGAACAGAGGGAAGUGUUACUGAAAGAUGGAGAUCGAUAG
This is a messenger RNA of Kwoniella botswanensis, 1788 nucleotides long. RefSeq lists its product as uncharacterized. The coding region runs from base 1 to 1788 and encodes 595 amino acids. The record is from RefSeq and is a predicted model, not a curated record. The transcript has 2 exons. Lineage: Eukaryota; Fungi; Basidiomycota; Tremellomycetes; Tremellales; Cryptococcaceae.